Messenger RNA from Panthera uncia (snow leopard), 1950 nucleotides. It is a transcript of the gene CDK5RAP3, whose product is annotated as CDK5 regulatory subunit associated protein 3. The record is from RefSeq and is a predicted model, not a curated record. The transcript is spliced from 14 exons. Gene Ontology annotation, biological process: regulation of mitotic cell cycle; regulation of cyclin-dependent protein serine/threonine kinase activity. Lineage: Eukaryota; Metazoa; Chordata; Mammalia; Carnivora; Felidae. Bases 154 to 1668 code for a protein of 504 amino acids. Gene Ontology annotation, cellular component: endomembrane system.
UGGAGCGCGCGCCCCGAUUGGCUCGGAGGAAGAUGGCGACGUGGCCCGAGGAGGUCCGACCGUGCCAAAACUGAGGCUCGGCCAGGCCUGCGCUGGAUUGGUUGUAGGUGGGGCUGACUUGGGUCGUCGGCCGGAAGCGGAAGUGGAGGAAAGAUGCAGGACCAUCAGCACGUGCCCAUCGACAUCCAGACCAGCAAGCUGCUCGACUGGCUGGUCGACAGACGACACUGCAAUCUGAAAUGGCAGAGUCUGGUGUUGACCAUCCGAGAGAAGAUCAAUGCUGCCAUCCAGGACAUGCCAGAGAGUGAGGAAAUCGCCCAGCUGCUCUCUGGAUCCUACAUUCACUACUUCCACUGCCUAAGGAUCGUGGACCUUCUCAAAGGCACCGAAGCCUCCACAAAAAAUAUUUUUGGCCGGUACUCUUCACAGCGAAUGAAGGAUUGGCAGGAGAUCGUAGCCCUGUAUGAGAAGGACAACAUCUAUCUAGUGGAACUCUCUAGCCUCCUGGUUCGGAAUGUCAACUACGAGAUCCCUUCGCUGAAGAAGCAGAUCGCCAAAUGCCAGCAGCUGCAGCAAGAAUAUAGUCGCAAGGAGGAGGAGGGCCAGGCAGGGGCCACCGAGAUGCGAGAGCAGUUCUACCACUCAUGCAAGCAGUACGGCAUCACGGGAGACAACGUCCGGAGAGAACUGCUGGCCCUGGUGAAGGACCUGCCGAGUCAGCUGGCUGAGAUCGGGACCGGGGCCCAGUCUCUGGGCGAAGCCAUUGACCUCUACCAGGCCUGUGUGGGGUUUGUGUGUGAAAGCCCCACAGAGCAGGUGCUGCCGAUGCUGCGAUUCGUGCAGAGGCGGGGAAACGCCACGGUGUACGAAUGGAGGACGGGGACCGAGCCCUCUGUGGUAGAGCGGCCGCACCUCGAGGAGCCUCCUGAGCCGGUGGAAGAAGACGCGAUUGACUGGGGUGACUUUGGGGUGGAGAUGGCUUCUGAAGGGAUGGACUCUGGCAUCUCUGCCCAGGCUGCCGAAAUUGACUGGGGCAUCUCCCUGGAAUCGGACUCAAAGGAAACUGGGGGCGAUGGGAUAGACUGGGGAGACGAUGCCGCUUUGCAGAUCACAGUGCUAGAAGCUGGAACCCAGGCUCCAGAAGGUGUUGCUAAGGGCCCAGAUGCCCUGACACUUCUUGAAUACCCCGAGACCCGGAAUCAGUUCAUUGAUGAGCUCAUGGAGCUCGAGAUCUUCUUGACCCAGAGAGCCGUGGAGAUGAGCGAGGAGGCAGACAUCUUGUCCGUGAGCCAGUUCCAGCUGGCUCCCGCCAUCCUGCAGGGCCAGACCAAAGCAAAGAUGGUUACCAUGGUGUCGGCGCUGCAGGAUCUGAUCGGCCGGCUCACCAGUCUUCGAAUGCAACACCUGUUUAUGAUCCUGGCCUCACCAAGGUAUGUGGACCGAGUGACUGAGUUUCUCCAGCAGAAGCUGAAGCAGUCCCAGCUUCUGGCUUUGAAGAAGGAGCUGAUGGUGCAGAAGCAGCAGGAAGCGCUUCAGGAGCAGGCGGCCCUGGAGCCCAAGUUGGAUCUGCUGCUGGAGAAGACCAAGGAGCUGCAGAAGCUGAUCGAAGCUGACAUUUCCAAGAGGUACAGUGGGCGCCCCGUGAACCUGAUGGGAACCUAUCUGUGACAGCCCCCACAUUCUACCUUCCCGGCUUCCCAGCCUUCAGGAAGGGGGGUGCGACAGCCAGGGCUGAUGCGGCAGGGCCCUUCCUGGCCAGAUACCAAGUGAUUGGAGGAUGGAAGGCCGCAUGAAGGAGCUGUCACCUAGAUGGUGACUUUGACCCUCACUGUAUUUUCUGGCAAGAAGCUAUCUUGAUUGGCCCUGUUGCCUGUCAGCCUGCAACCCCAGUUUCUGGUCCUUCUCAUCAUCUAGUUGGACUUAAUAAAAGAGGAAGAGACUCUUGCUUCA